AUCAUUGUUGCCCCCUUUAUUUAUUCAGGAAAGGUGUUUUUUUAAAAAAAGAUCGGUGAUGAACCGAAAAUGAGAACCCUCGCCAUCCUCGCCUUCCUCCACCUCUCCCCCCUCAUGUCCGCCUCGAACGACACCUCGACCCCCGAGACCGGGAACUCCACGAUCCCAGCCGGGAACUCGACGACCAAAGCCAACCGCUUCGAGACGGCCUACUCCCAGCUGAUGAAGCCGGGCGCGGCGACCAGAGGCUUCUACGUCCUCCUCGGGCUCAUGGUCAUCGUGCUCAUCUACUUCGUCUUCCGCGCCUUCAGGUAUUUCGUGCAGUUAUUCGCCGAUCGCCGUCGAAACAUCUCGCGCGACCCGUGUGACGGUUUAUUCGAACCGGCCGUGAACGAAUCCGAGGGUCCAUUCCCGCCGCGGCGACGAAUCGUCGCCGGUCGCCGAGCCAGCGGGAAGGAUCGCGUCCUCGUCCGCCGGGAGGGACGAGGAAUGCGAGGACGUCCGCUGGACUUCCUCCGGCCGGCGAGGUCCGACGAUCCAGCCGCCGGUCGACGGGAGCGAAGGGAUCGCGAAGGGGAAGCGGCGAGUUCCAGCGUCUGGAGGAAGAGAGCGGCGGCGAGGACGAGGAGGACGCGCUCUUCCACAAGCCCAUCGCCCCUUCCUCCUAGGUGGUCCAAGCGACUCGGUGGUCGGGGCUUCCUCCUCUUUGCACUUUCCUUCUCUCCCCUUUGUGUGGUGCGGGUGGAAGGGGGGGCGGAAUCGGGGCCGCGGGCCGCUUUGCGGGACCGCAGGCCGAGGGCGACGCGGGCCCGCAAUGCGGUCGUCCCGCCCCCACCUCCAUCCACAACCUCCAGCUGCUGCAUUCAUCCCGAGCCAGAGCCAUUCGCCGUCGGGCUGUCGUCGCGUUCGCAUCUCGCGUGUCGCUCGUGUGCAGUCCUCGUCGCUCUCCUUGCUCGUCAUAACGACAUAUAUUCCAGGUGUCACGAGGGGCCGCAAUUGUGGGGCAGGGACGAUCGCCUCGACGAGGUUGAUGAUUCGCGGGACCCGGAAGAUGCCACCGUCUUCUCGUAUGUCGGGCACGAAUGCGAAAUCACGCCCCCGGGGUGGAAUUACGUUUUGGCACGACUCGGGGCUGGGUGGGUCCGGAUGAUGGAACACCUCUCGUCGAACAGGGGACCUCCACCCACCCGGUGGAGGACCUCCUCGCCUCGCCCAGAUGUCCUCCCUUGGGGGAUGUUUGCCCCGACAAAAGGGAGGGAAACGGAAAUGGCGGGGGCCCCCCCACACCAAACAGCCAUCGCAAUCCGGUGUGAAACAAUUCCCGGGUGGCGCAAUAUCCGCCCGCACGAGAAAACCCAGGACGUCGCCCGUCCGGCCCCGUCCCGACUCGGUGAUGGUGAGAGGAUGAAGAGGUGGAGUCUGUUGAUGGUGUUGGGGGUGGUGUCCGCGGUGCCGGUGUGGAGGUGUCCGGUCCCGGACUCGGAAGCCGGAUCGCCGCCGUGCUCCUGUGAUAUCCCGCACACGAUGAGGUGCGUGACGAGGGCGAAGGACGCGGAUCCGGAUCGGGUGUUGGUGGGGGUGAUACACGGGUUGAGGGGGUUGGAGGGGGAGGAGGGGGUGAGCCUGCUGGACCUGUCGCUGCAGGGGGUGAGACGCCUGCCGGAGGAUGGGUUCGGGAACGUGAGUCUGCAGGGGCUGGUCGUUUCCACGGGGGACUUGGUGAUUCCGCCGGAUGCGUUUCGGGGGUUGGCGAUGAGACUGGUGGCGUUGGGGCUGCCGGGUAACGGGCUCAAGGUGGUGCCGAUGCAGGCGUUGAGUCCCUUGACCGGGCUGCAGAGGCUGGAUCUGUCGAAGAACGAGUUGGAGUCCGUUCCGGCGUUUCGGACUUCCCUGGACGAUCUGGAGCUGCUGGAUCUCUCGAGCAACAAGAUCUCGAAGCUGGCGCCCUAUGCGUUUGCGGGGCUGAAGAGCCUGAGGAGCCUGUCGCUCAACAACAACAGUCUGGACGCGGAGGCGCUGAAGAUCCCGCUGGUCAGGAACGGAUCGUCCAGGCUGGAGGAAUUGUCUCUGAGGGGGAACGGACUGAAGGGAGCCGUGACGCCGGAUUUCCUCCCGCCGCUCGACGGCCUCAAGAGCCUGGACCUGUCAGAGAACGACCUGAGCUGGGUGAAGCGGGGAGCCCUGGGCGCCUCCACGCCCUUCCUCCGCCGGCUGAUCCUCGCGGGCAACCAGGUGGAGGUGGUGGAGGACGACGCCUUCGCCCACCUCCCGAAGCUGGCCUUCCUCGACCUCAGUCGCAAUCGGAUGGUGGCCGUGUCCGCUCGGUCGCUCUCGGGGCUGGGAGGCCUCAGGGUCCUGCGCCUGGAUCACAAUCAUCUCAGGGCCAUCACUGGGGAUCUCGUCGGGGGGCUCACGGCGUUGCAGGUCCUGGGGGUCAGGGAUAACGAUAUCUCCAUCGUCGAGGGGCGGGCCUUCGCGAACGCCACGGUGCUCAAGAAGAUCGAGUUACACGACAACCCACUUCACUGCGACUGUCGCAUGGCCGAAUUCGGGUCGUGGCUGUCGCGGAACCCGUACCUGUCCGAGGAGGAAAAGGCGUCGGCGGUGUGCGCGACGCCGCCCGUGCUGGAGAACGCGGUGCUGUCGCGGCUCGAGGCGUCGCAGCUGACGUGCGAGGACGAUCUGCACGGGUACUACCCGGGGGAGGCGACGCGGGUCCACCGCGAUCCGCCGGAGUCGCACUUCAAGCUGGAGGUCGAGGAGGCGUUCUACGACGGGGAGGAGUUGAACUUGGAGUUCGGGGUGGACGCGGACGUGGGGACGGCGUGCAACGCGCUCUUCGUCUACGAGGAGGUGUCGGGAGCGGAUCUCCUCUUGGAGGCGGUGCCGGUGCCGGCGUGCAAUCGGUCGAUGGGGGGGAGGAGGAUACACGUGGCGUUCGUGGACGUGGAGUUGGUGCAGGGGAGGCGGUAUCGGUUCUGUCUGUCGGUGGUGAAGAGCGAGGCGAAGGCGGACGACGAGGCGCUGUGGGUCGGGUGCUCGGAUCCGACGACGUUGCGAAGGGGGGCGGUGGCUCCGGAGGUGACGUCGUCUGGGAGGGCCGGAACGGCUUAUAAGUCGAGGAUCACGGCCUUCUAUGCGAACAUGAGUGCGGGGAACAGCGUGUCCGUGUUCCUUCGACUGGAUUCCCGAGAGAAGGAAGACUCGGAAUGCGGGAUCCAGUUGAUAUUGGAGGCGGGGGAGGAGAAGAUCUCCGAGACCGUCCUCUGCAACGUGACGAAACACGACUUCAAGCACGUCCCGCCCUCCGACACGUACAGAUCGUGUGCGAAAGUGCUGGGCGAGGAACGGGACUUCACGUGCGUGGACGUGGUGCUAACGGGGGCGGGGAGCGUGAGCGUGACGGCCAUCGUGCUGACGGCCCUCUUCGCCGUCCUCUGCGCCCUGGCCGUGCUGGCCAUGUACGCCGUCGCGCGUCACGUGGUGAAGGCGAGGAAGCGGACGGCGAUACUCGAUCCGGAUUCGCCGUGGAUGAGGACGAGACGGCGAUUUUAUUCCACGUAUUCGUCGUCUUCGUCGUCUGCUGACGAACAGAGGUGAUUUUGAGGGACGAGUGAGGGAGAUAUUUGAUGUGCUCAGGGCG
Molecule: messenger RNA, 3643 nt
Organism: Darwinula stevensoni
Lineage: Eukaryota; Metazoa; Arthropoda; Ostracoda; Podocopida; Darwinulidae
Source: the annotation of a GenBank genome assembly